AUGUCUUUGCAUACACCUGAUUCAUCGUUCAGUUUCGAUACGGAUGCAUGUGAACCAUACAUUCCAUAUGAGUUAUCAGAACCAAAUUUUGCUGAUGAAGCGUAUUAUACGGAUGUAGAUAACAAGGAAGGUGAUGGUUUCGGCAGCAGUUACUCGUCUUGUGACGAUUUGUUCGAUAUAAAGCCAACAAUCAAACCUGAACAGGGCAUUCAAUCUGUUCCCGAAACACCACGAUUAGCGCAAAUGCUCGCACCACUUCAAAAUACGAGUCGUACGAAUGAAAACAUCAACUUACCCCUACCGGAAAUUAAUGAAACAUUCAAAAGCAACAGCUAUUCAAACGACAUUCCGUAUAAUUCGAUAUCAUCGAUAUCGAACUCAUCCUCCUCCUCAUCCUAUAAAUUAUUCAACCAAAAUGUCGCCUCACCUCCUCCGUUCACCUGCAUCAUGACACAAUCGCCAUUCGUUGUUCUACCAUUUCAGCAGUACAAUAAUAACAAUAUUAAUAAUAAUUGUACUUACAACUGUACAAAUCACAUCCAAAUGCAACCGCACUACUGCAUGAACGGUUCACAGCGAAGUUAUGAGUGCCAACCCCAAGGCAUGAACGACUGCCAGUCAAACUACAGUCAAUCACAGCCGCUAUCCACAUUUGAGAAUAUCUCACCUCCAAUAUCACCCGAAAACGUUCUCGAGGAAUUUUUCAAACCGAUGCAAUCGUCUGAAAUCCCUCGUAACCGACCAGUCACCAAGAAAAUGAAGAUUCUGUUAUUACACGCGGAAAUUGAAUCAUCGAAAUGUGAAUUUCAUUCCUAUGGAAGGAGACAGCCAGUCAAGUGUACAGUUAUGGAUAAUUUUCAGCCGAUAAGUUGUCAUGCGAAUUCGGUUUGUACGAAUUGUGGUACCAGAGAAACAACACUGUGGCGAAGGAGUGCUGAUGGAUCGGUUGAAUGCAAUGCGUGUAAUUUAUACUUCCGAAAGAAUAAUCGUAAAAGACCGAUCUCAAUGAAGAAAGCGAUUCGAAAACGCGUUCGAAUUCCACGUGAGGCUCGUCAAUGA
Messenger RNA from Anisakis simplex (herring worm), 1059 nucleotides. The record is from the annotation of a GenBank genome assembly. NCBI's taxonomy places the organism in Eukaryota, Metazoa, Nematoda, Chromadorea, Rhabditida, Anisakidae.